Messenger RNA from Metarhizium acridum CQMa 102, 4125 nucleotides. RefSeq lists its product as uncharacterized. Gene Ontology annotation, cellular component: TSC1-TSC2 complex. Lineage: Eukaryota; Fungi; Ascomycota; Sordariomycetes; Hypocreales; Clavicipitaceae. Gene Ontology annotation, biological process: negative regulation of TOR signaling; regulation of cell cycle. The record is from RefSeq and is a predicted model, not a curated record.
AUGGCCCCUGCUCACACGCUUUGUCUGACCGAGUCAAAUAUCUGCAGGUCGUUAAAAGAGCUCGUCAAGACCAUCAGUACCUUCAUCGCCGACCCGUCUCUCCCUCUUCCAGAUACCCUCGUCGACACCCUCACCACCUUCACCCAAAAGCAAGAAGAAUAUGACAAUUCCGCUGCCGACCUCCUCCAAGAUAACCUGCUCUCUGUCUUUGAUAAGCGAGUCAAGGGCAAUGCCAAGGCUGUAGGCCCAUGGAUCGCCAUCCUUCGACGAUUGCUGCCGGUGCUGCAGACUCCAGAAAGAAUUUUGCCGUGGUUCGAUGCAUGCAAGGGCAUCUUGGACAGGCCCGAUCUAGAUAAAUAUGUCGUGGAUGAGACUGUGGCCUCCCUCAUGGAUCUGAUAACUCUUAUCGACGAGUUUCAAAUCUCAUUUGCAGCCAACUCGGCUGCUAACCGCAUCAUAGACCGCCUGUUCCAAGUAUGGAUGGAUCGCUUCUACCCAGCUCUUCUGGAUGGCAACACUUCGUCCGAGUACAAUGAGAGGCUGAUCCGCCACGCCUUGUGUAAUUUCGGGAAGAAGCGACCCAAGGAGCUCUUCACCGCCAUGGACGGAUAUUUUGUUCAAAGCAAGUAUCGCAAGUCGGCGCUGAGAUUUCUUUGUGACUUUAUUCAGAUUCAACCACCACAUCUACACCAAGUUCUGCAUACAUCUCUGUUUGGUAAUCUUUUGACUUGUUUGCAGCAUGACACGUCAACAACCAUUGUGUCCGCUGCGUUGACGACUCUCAUCAUGCUUCUGCCACACAUGCCGAGCUCUUUGGUGCCGCAUUUACCUGCAUUGUUCAACAUCUACGGCCGCCUUCUUUUUUGGGACAGAGAACGCUCGAGACCGGCCGAGUGGCCCGAAAGUGACGGGGUCGGCCCUGAACCAGCUCCUGGAUGGGAGGUGGCAACAUUUGACCCGGACGUCGACGACCAAUCCAUCGCUCACCUUCCCAAUUACUACACCAUUUUAUACGGCCUCUAUCCCAUCAACUUUAUGGACUAUAUUCGCAAACCACAGAGAUACUUGCGCCAUGCCAAUGCUGCUAAUGCAGACGAAGUAGAGGUCCAGCCAACCGAGAUGCGCCAUCGGUCUGAAACGUUCCGGCGAAACCAUCUGUUGCAUCCCAAUUUCUACUCUCUCACCAUUGAUUCUGAAAAGACCGACUUUGGCCGCUGGAUAAAGAGCGAGGCUGCCGAGGUCGUGUCUGAGUGUAUGAGCUUAUGUCUGGAGACGGACUUGUACAACUUUGCUGAUCUGAGUUCUGCGGGAAUGCCUGGCUCCAGCCCUGCGGGUGUCAACACCACUACAUCUCUUGAUAAUGGCGUGUUGGAAAAGUCCAAGGCCGAUGCCGCCUUAUUGAGCGGCUGGGGUGGAAAGCAUGAUAGCUGGCGCAACUCACAUCUGACGACUUCAGACUCCGUCUCAAGCAACCAGACACCAGUCACUGUAAUGCGUCGUAGCUCACAGUCAAGCGUGCCAUCACAUCGGGAUUCUACUGGCGACGGGCGGUCGAGAACGGGUGGUACAGAUAGCCCGACUUUGACACUAUCGCCGUCCCACCCCCAGUUGCAAGACCUAAUUCAGUCUAACAAGGCCAUCAAAUCAGGUUUGCACCAAUCUUUGGCCAACGACAGCGUCGCAUCGCUUGCUCUCAGCCAUCAGGACUCGGUCGCAGAGAAAGCCCCUCCCAGUGCUCCAACAGCAUCAGCAGCAACGGCGUCGCUUCCGCUUACAUCGCACUCACCCUUUCCAACCUCGGAAUUGUCUACCCAGGUUGUACACUUACAAAAGCAAAUCUUGCUUUUGCAAAAUGACUUGAGUUUUGAGCGCUACUUGAAGCAACAGCACAUGGCACAUAUUGGCGACCUUCGCCGGAAGCAGAUGGCUGAAGCAGCAACAGAAGCCGAGACGCAAAAUUUGAUUAUGAUGAACCGAAAUCUCAAGAGCCGAUUCGAGGAUGCUAAAAAAUCCGAGAUGCAGGUCAAAAAGGAGUCGGAGAAGAGUCGCGCCAUGGCGAAGAAAUGGGAAGCCGAUUUGGCUAACAAGUUGAAAGACUUGCGACACAAGUCCAAGAAGAAGCAGGCCGAAAUUGAAGCAUUGCAGCGUGAAUUGGAGGAAUCCAAGCAAGAAGGCGACAAGCUCCGCAAGCUGCUUUGCGCCGCUGAAGUCAAGGAACUUAACUGGAAACAAAACAUGCAGUCUAUUGAAAUACACGGCGCCGAAAUCGACCGCCUCAAGGCAGAAGUCGAGCGGCUGACGAGGUCUGAGAGAGACCAUCAAGCAAGGGAGUUGGAACGUCAACAGAUGAUAAACUCUGCCACAAAGGCAGAGAGCCGGGCUGAGGCUCUGAAGAUGAGGCUAGAUGCGCAGGAAAAUGAGGUGCAGCGCGUGAAGAAAUUGUUCCAGUCGCAAGUUGCGGCUCUUCAGACACAACUUUCUGAAGCGCAGGAGGAGCGCGAACGGCCUGGGACCAACUCGAAUAUCGCUGUAGAAAGUGCUUUGGCGGCCAGUCGGGCAAAGCAAGCCGAACUGCAGAAACAGCAUUCUCUCCUAAUGCGCAAGUAUACAGCACUGCAGUCGUCAUUGCUGGAUAUGCAGUCAGAACAACCACCAGAGCAACCACGGGCAACGGCAUCUCAGCACCAACCAACGGACGCAGACUAUCUGUCAUUGUCAACCAGUCCAGUUGUUGUCAAGGCCCGGCCACAUCGAGCAUUGUCUAAUGCAGAAGCAACAGGCCACAACAUGAAGUCGGCCGGGGGGUCACAGUCCGGCGGGACUACGACUGGUAGCACACUUACAAAAGAGGGCAAUGGUUCCCAGGCCGAAGCCUCGGGGAGUCCCAUUUCUCCUGACCAGCGAACUUUUAGCGGCUUACAGAGUCGACUUCGUCGGGACUCGAGAGACAAGAGCAAGGACGAUGGCAGCAGCGCUUCAGGAAAGCCAAAGAAGGAAAAGAAGUCUUCUGGCUUAAGAGGCAUCAGGGGAUUUUCAGACACAGUGCUCAUCGGGCAAAAGGGCAGGCGUUGGCUUGCGCUUCAUGCAGUGUCACCACGGGAACUACAUAGUAGACAACACGACCAGAUGACGCCUCCUUCUUCCCCUCAUGCCCGGCAAGACAAGACACAGGCACCAAAACACACCAGAGACACGCAGAUUCCCCCUCUCAGCCAUGGAAAAACAACAAGAGUGCUUCGCCACGGGCCACGGCAUCAUAUGCGCGGCGCUCCCCCGGUCUGGCACGGCAUCCCUCGCAGCGGCCCUCACGACGCUCGGCCUCGGCCCCGUGCACCACGGGCUCUACGUCACAGACCCCCGAGAGUACUACGCCUGGGGCCGGGCCGCGUGGUGCAGCAUGCCCUGCCCUACUUCCGGACGGCGAGGCUGCAGGCGGCCAGGAAGCUGCCGUUCUACAUCAAUGCCGCGGAUGCCCUGCUUCCGUGGACGCGAGGGGACUGGAACAGGCUGGUUGGGGGCCAGAGGGCCGUCACGGACGUGGGGAGCUUCUACACCCAGCAGCUUGUACGUGCGUAUCCCGAGGCAAAGGUCAUCUUGGUCGAGCGGCCUGUCGAUGCGUGGAAGGCCAGUUUCGGAGAGGUCGUGAUGGACGGUUUCUGCUGCGGCGCUCGGGGAUACACGCUGGGCGUGCUGGGGCCCUGGGCCGGCUUCCCGGUGUUGUACAUUCUGCAGGAUAUCAUCAUGGGCUGGCUGGGCGCCGGGUCGAGGGGGGAGGCGUGGGCAAAGAUGGAUGCUGCUCACGCCGAGUACUACGCCAUGGUGAGGAGGGAGGUCCCGCGGGAGCAGGUGCUCGAGUUUAGGCACAGGGACGGAUGGGGCCCGCUGUGCGAGUUUCUGAAUGUUGCUGUCCCUGAUGGUCCGUUUCCGAGGGUGAACGACAGGGCUGAGAUGCUGGGCAUGUUGGACCAGGUGUCGAGGCGGAUUGUGGUGAAGGCGGCUACGCGCUUGGGCUGGGGUGUGCUCUGCUUGGCAUGUGCUGUUUUGGUUCUGGCCUUCUUCUGGCAAUGGGCUUGGGGGGAUGUUUGCGUCGGCGGUUGGGCUGGGUGUUGGAGGGGAGAGCUUUGA